CGGGCAGCGGCGUUCCUCUCUCUCUCUCUCUCUCCCCCCACCCGCAAGCGUCACGCCGCGACGAGACUCCCACGCAGUCCGCCCCGCGUCGUCUCGUCUCGCUCUCGCCUCGCGAUGGCCGCCGCCGACUACGACCGCGCGUACCGCCCCUACGCCGCCCCGGCCCCCGCCCCCGCCCCCGCCCCCGCCCCCGCCGGCGAGUACGACCGCCCCUACCGCAACGAGGUCGUGCCCUACGGCGACCGCCGCCUCGACAUCGUCGUCAAGCCGCCCGCCAGGUCGCCGCCGCCGCCGCUGCCGGCGUCCACCAGGAGCGGCGGCGGGGGCGGGAGCGGGGGCGGAGGGGUUGGGGGUUCGGCGUGGUGCUUCAGCGACCCGGAGAUGAAGAGGCGGCGGCGGGUGGCGAGCUACAAGGCCUACUCGGUGGAGGGCAAGGUCAAGGCGUCGCUCCGCAGGGGGUUCCGCUGGAUCAAGGCCAAGUGCUCCGAGCUCAUCCAUGGCUGAGCCCGGGAUCUCGUUGUAAUUCUAUUGGGAUGGUGGAAAGAUGCUGCAACAAAGUGCAAGGGGAUGGGUGUUGGCCUGGGUGUAUUUUGCUAAUUCGCUCCCAAAUGCGGAAGAAGAUUUGUUCGUGAGAUUGUGUAGGGAACUCAUUCAUGCUGCCCCUGGUUAAAAGUGGUUAUAGGAAAGAAUUCAAAUGAGCUCUCCUGAGACUGCUUGUUAUUGCCUGCUAAUUAGCCCCCUAAUUUGUUCAAAAAUGUUUGAAGACCUGAAUCCUGAAAAAGGAAAUCCUCUGCAUGACAUGAUACUAGUACAGUAGACCAGUAUUA
Messenger RNA from Setaria italica (foxtail millet), 827 nucleotides. RefSeq lists its product as uncharacterized. NCBI's taxonomy places the organism in Eukaryota, Viridiplantae, Streptophyta, Magnoliopsida, Poales, Poaceae. The record is from RefSeq and is a predicted model, not a curated record. The transcript has 2 exons. Bases 115 to 504 code for a protein of 129 amino acids.